AUGGCGGGCAAGAAAAAAGCAUUCUGGUUUCUUCUUCUCUUUGUUUCAGAACUUUUAGCUGCUGAGGAAUCAAAGCAGCCAAAGCUUGGAACUGUGGUUGGAAUUGAUCUCGGAACUACAUAUUCUUGCGUGUGUGCCUAUCGAAAUGGUCAAGCUGAGAUCAUAGCGAAUGAUCAAGGAAACAGAGUAACUCCAUCAUGGGUUGCAUUCACGGACGACGAACGUCUUAUCAGUGAAGCCGCAAAGAAUCAAGCGGCUAUGAACCCAGACUGCACAAUCUUUGGUUCAGAAAGAUAUGAAGAUGGUGCCUUACAAGCUGUGAACAAAGAUGGUAAGCCUUUCAUCCAAGUAAAGAUCAAGGAUGAUGUGGUCAAGCAGUUUAGUCCUGAGGAAAUCAGUGCUUUGAUUUUGGGAAAGAUGAAGGAGACAGCGGAGUCCUACUUGGGAAAGAAAAUCAAGGACGUCGUUAUCACUGUCCCUGCUUACUUUAACGAUGCACAGAGACAGGCCACCAAGGAUGCAGGCGCCAUUGCUGGGCUCAAUGUGGCUAGGAUGAUUAAUGAACCAACCGCGGCAGCAAUCUCCUAUGGUUUGGACAAGAAAGGAGGAGAGAACAACAUUUUGGUUUUUGACCUUGGUGGCGGUACAUUUGAUGUCAGCGUGUUGUCCCUAGAUAAUGGUGUGUUUGAGGUUCUUGCAACAAACGGGGAAACCCACUUGGGAGGAGAAGACUUUGAUCAGAGAUUGAUGGAGUAUUUCAUCAAGUUGAUCAAGAAGAAAUAUAAUAAAGAUAUUAGCAAAGACAAGAAAACACUUGGAAAGCUUCGCAAGGAAUGCGAGAGAGCUAAAAGAGCCUUGAGUAGCCAGCACCAAGCUCGUGUUGAUAUUGAGUCACUUGUUGAUGGUACUGACUUCUCCGAGCCGCUAGCAAGGGCAAAAUUCGAAGAACUGAACAUGGAUUUGAUCAAGAAGACAAUGGGGCCAGCAAAGAAGGCUUUGGAGGAUGCGGGUUUGAAUAAGACAGACAUUCAUGAAAUAGUUCUUUCUCGGAUUCCCAAGGUGCAACAACUAUUGAAGGACCUUUUUUAUGGAAAAGUGCCAAACAAAGGUGUCAAUCCAGAUGAGGCUGUUGCCUAUGGUGCUGUGGUUCAUGGUGGAAUCCUCGGUGGAGUCAUGACAAAACUGAUACUGAGGAACACUGUUAUCCCGACCAAGAAAUCGCAGAUUUUCACGACUUACCAAGACCAGCAAACUGCUGUUUCAAUCAAGACCUAUGAAGGUGAAAGGAGCUUGACAAAGGAUUGUCGUGUACUUGGAAGGUUUGACUUAACUGGCAUUCCACCUGCUCCAAGGGGUGUGCCUCAAAUUGAGGUUAUCUUCACGGUUGAUGAAAAUAGUAUACUUCAUGUAACAGCGAAGGACAAGACUGCAGGGAAAUCACAAUCCAUCACGAUCACUACUGACAAGGGGCAUCUCAGCCAGGAGGAGAUUGAGAAGAUGGUUAAGGAGACGGAGGAGUUUGCAGAGGAGGACAGGAAGAUCAAAGAGAGGAUCGAUGCCAGAAAUNAAUACUGA
Molecule: messenger RNA, 1575 nt
Organism: Ilex paraguariensis (yerba mate)
Lineage: Eukaryota; Viridiplantae; Streptophyta; Magnoliopsida; Aquifoliales; Aquifoliaceae
Source: the annotation of a GenBank genome assembly